Messenger RNA from Saccharomyces kudriavzevii IFO 1802, 447 nucleotides. RefSeq names its product Ump1p (gene UMP1). The record is from RefSeq and is a predicted model, not a curated record. The transcript has a single exon. Gene Ontology annotation, biological process: proteasome assembly. Gene Ontology annotation, cellular component: nucleus; cytoplasm. Bases 1 to 447 code for a protein of 148 amino acids. NCBI's taxonomy places the organism in Eukaryota, Fungi, Ascomycota, Saccharomycetes, Saccharomycetales, Saccharomycetaceae.
AUGAAUAUCGUCCCACAAGGCAACUUCAAAUCCCAGGUCUCUACAGAUCAAGACAAGACCGUUCUUUCGUCAGCAGUGCCCUCUUUGCCAGACACGUUGCGCCAACAAGGAGGUGGUGCAGUACCCCUUUCCACACAAUUGAAUGACCGACACCCGUUGGAAUCAACGUUGAAUCAUUGGGAAACCACACAACGCCAAAGACAAAUGGAACAGUAUCGACAGAUAUUCGGUAUUGCCGAGCCUAUUAAAAGGACGAUGGAGUUGGAAAUUGUCAAUAGAACUGAUUUCAACCCUCUUUCAACGAACAGUAGCAUGCACCAUGACAUAUUGUUGAACAAGGACUGCAGCAUUGAUUGGGAGGACGUCUACCCUGGCUCCGGCCUACAAGCCAGCACCAUGGUGGGCGAUGACGUUCAUAGCAAAAUCGAAAAACAACUGGGUCUUUGA